UUACCAAUUAGAACACAAUAUUGUUAAAUAGUUAAAUACACAAAAAUCUCUUGGCGCACCCAGCGCACUACGCAGGUUCUAGUUCGUUUGGAUUGGUAGUAAGUAUACAAUUAAUUUCUCAAUAUGAUAGUCGAAUGGUAUGUGUACUUGUACAUGAGAAUAUGUAAACAAAAACAACAUAUUUGAUUUUUUGUUUGUUAAACAAAGACAAUUUGUAACGUAUAUAUAAAUCGACGGACGAUAUUUUUUUUGCAGUACAAGUGAAUUAGCUUCAAGUUAACGUAUAAGAUAAAGUUGCUUUAUUAAUGUAGAAAAAAACAUUGUACAAAAACAUCAUAGAUUAUAAUAUUAAUAUUGCCAAAAUUAUAUGAAGCAAACUUUACAAUUUUAUAAUUUUAAUUAUUACAAAAUGAGAAAACUAUGAAUAUACCUAAGCCAACAGACUAAUCACUUCACUUCCGUUUUGUCUUAUUGAAGCACAUAAAUAUAAUCGUUAACAUACGUACACUAAUUCGUACCACUUAAUAUAUAAAUUAAACAUGAUUGUUUCGUUAGAGAAGACAAAAUAUGCACUAAUUUCUUUAAAGAAGUUGAAAACUGAACAUUAUAUCAAAAUGAUAGUGUUAUUACUAUCGAUGUUAAUCAACCAAUCAGUGGCUGUGACAGUACGCCGUGAAGAGCCAGUAGACACGACAAAAUCUUUUGACAACUGGACCACGUGUGAGGAAUUCUUGGACGGAGCCAUCUUUGAUGAGAAACGAUUGCUGGACGUAGAUUGGAAAGUGUUCUAUUUCUGGGCUGAGGAAUAUGAUGAAACGUAUAUUGUCAGGUUUAGACCGCCCACGGAAAUGGAAAUAAACAGAUUCAAGGAGGAAAUAGAUAAGAGAGUUCACAAAGCAAGUCGUCCUACCAACGUCAAUUGGAACAACACUGCGUUCUUCGUGGAGUCCACCGUGGACCUGAGCGCUUUCUUCAUCAGGACAGAGACUUCGGGAAAAUUCCGAGUGAUUUCGUCCCUAAUUUUCGAACAUCUGUUACAGCCAGAGGUGAUUUUCGCAAUGAAGAUAGUGGAACCAGGCUACUUGGCUUUCAUGAACUGUGAGUUUAAAGUUGGUGCUGCGCUUGCUCCUGUCGAGAUAAUGCCAAAGGACGACCAGUUAAUAGCAGCAGCGAGCUUGUUCAAAAUGAGAAAUCCACUAGGUUUUCCAUACCGUGUGCAGAACAACGUACCGGACAUAUCAGUAACAGUGGAUCCUAACGAUAUUAUGGAGGACGAAGAGGAGACAGAGGUCCAGAUGCAUGGGGCUCUUUCGCUUGACUAGCUUCACGAUUGCACUAUGGGUAGGCAACUUGAAGGAGGAAAUUGAAAAGAUGCAAUCCAAUGGUGGCCAUUGGAGAUAUUCCUCGAAGCGCAUCAGUUUUGGAGCGCCACUAAUGAAGCGCAUCUUAUCUAUACCUCAUCAUAAUUAAAAUACUUCUACCUGAACGGUUUCUUCAUCAGGAUCAACACAAAGACUCUACUGAAUAUAAUGAUGUGGAUGACGAAGACAAGAUGGAUGUCCAGUGUGUCUGCUUUGCUACAAAGGCAGACCAAAUUCGAGGAUGAAAUAUUAUUUUUUCUCCUCAAUAAUGUCUUGACCACAUUAGUACAUGAUUUCUUUAGAUAAAUAUAUUGUAAUAUGCCUAUUAGCUAAAUGAAAUAAAAUGAA
Messenger RNA from Plodia interpunctella (Indianmeal moth), 1709 nucleotides. RefSeq lists its product as uncharacterized. Bases 540 to 1322 code for a protein of 260 amino acids. The transcript has 4 exons. The record is from RefSeq and is a predicted model, not a curated record. NCBI's taxonomy places the organism in Eukaryota, Metazoa, Arthropoda, Insecta, Lepidoptera, Pyralidae.